AUGGUAUCUUUAUCUGACGUCCAGGCGUCCAAUGCGCAAAUCACCGCCGCACUUCCACCAGGACUAGUCGCGGUCUUCGUCGGGGCAACGAAUGGCAUUGGAGAGUACUCACUGAAAGAGUUCGCGCGACACGCGCAAAGCCCUCGUGUUUAUUUCGUCGGUCGCUCGCAAGAGGCAGGAGACCGCAUCGCGAAGGAAUGCCGAGAGUUGAGUCCCGGCGGCGAGUUCAUCUUCAUCAAGGCGGAUGUUAGCCUAUUGAAAUCUGUCGACGAAGUCUGUCGGGAAAUCAGCAGGAAAGAGAAGACUAUCAACCUUCUGUUUUUGACUUGUGGGUCGGCUCUUGCUCAUGUUGAUACAAGCGAAGGUCUCCACAUCUUCAUGGCACUGGCAUACUAUGCCCGCGCCCGCUUCAUCGUCAACCUGCUACCACUGAUUCGUUCGGCCGAGAAUCUCCGGCGAGUAGUGACAGUAUUGGCAGCAGGAAACGAAGGCCCAAUCUUCAAAGACGAUUUCCAAUCCCGCAAUAUCCCGUUCAGAAACGUGCGCGGACACAAUGUCUCCAUGACCGACUUCAUGCUUGAGCACAUCGCACAAAGUGCGCCCGAAGUUAGCUUCGUGCAUGAUUACCCGGGCCCUGUCAAGUCGGGCUUUGGAAGGGAGACCAACAGUAUUCUGAUGCGCGUCGCAAUCACAAUUUUCAAGAUCGUUGGGCCCCUCGUUUAUAUUCCGACCAAGGAGUCCGGGGAGAGGCAUUUAUUCUUCGCUACUAGUGCCCGUUACCCACCACGGGGUGUGGAGAAUGGAGCAACCGGGGUACCUGUUUCUGAUGAUGUUUCUGUGGCAGGGGGCACGAAUGGAGAGCAGGGAAGUGGUGUGUAUGCGAUUCACUGGGAUGGAGAAAGUGCUGGCCAGAAAGCACUAGACAUUCUGUCGGAAAUGCGCGAUGCGGGUAUGGUUGAGCAAGUUUGGAAACAUACUAUGGACGAGUUCAAGCGGGUAACUGGGUCGGAGACUCUGCAUAUGUGA
This is a messenger RNA of Penicillium atrosanguineum, 1026 nucleotides long. RefSeq lists its product as uncharacterized. Bases 1 to 1026 code for a protein of 341 amino acids. Gene Ontology annotation, biological process: secondary metabolic process. The transcript is spliced from 2 exons. Lineage: Eukaryota; Fungi; Ascomycota; Eurotiomycetes; Eurotiales; Aspergillaceae. The record is from RefSeq and is a predicted model, not a curated record.